This is a messenger RNA of Betta splendens (Siamese fighting fish), 3245 nucleotides long. It is a transcript of the gene gmfb, whose product is annotated as glia maturation factor, beta. Gene Ontology annotation, biological process: negative regulation of Arp2/3 complex-mediated actin nucleation; actin filament debranching. Bases 130 to 576 code for a protein of 148 amino acids. The record is from RefSeq and is a predicted model, not a curated record. Gene Ontology annotation, molecular function: Arp2/3 complex binding; actin binding. The transcript is spliced from 7 exons. Lineage: Eukaryota; Metazoa; Chordata; Actinopteri; Anabantiformes; Osphronemidae. Gene Ontology annotation, cellular component: actin cortical patch.
CGCUGGUGCUUCUGUUUGAUUGGUCAAAGCAGUCACAAGAUGAUGCGAAGUUGAAAAAAAAAACACAUACUGGAAGCGUCUCCAGCAUUCACAGCAGCAGCAGCUUUACAGACAUUUAACUCCACAAAUAUGAGUGAAUCACUGGUGGUUUGUGAUGUGGAUGAAGAUCUGGUUAAGAAGCUGAAGGAGUUCCGUUUCCGUAAGGAGACCAACAAUGCGGCCAUCAUCAUGAAGAUUGACAAAGACAAGCAGCUUGUUAUUCUUGAAGAAGAACAUGAGGACAUUUCUCCUGAUGAUCUGAAGGAUGAGCUUCCUGAGAGACAGCCAAGAUUUAUUGUGUACAGUUAUAAGUACCAGCAUGAUGACGGACGUGUGUCCUAUCCGCUCUGCUUUAUCUUCUCCAGUCCAGUGGGUAAGGAACUCUGCCUGGGUUGCAGACCAGAGCAGCAGAUGAUGUAUGCAGGAAGCAAAAACAAACUGGUGCAGACUGUUCAACUGACCAAGGUGUUUGAGAUCAGGAACACAGAGGACCUAACAGAGGAGUGGCUUAGAGAGAAACUCGGGUUCUUCCGUUAAGCUCUGUAGCUCAUCCAGAGGUCUGCAGCGUGUGGAGAAUCCAGAUUGCACAACUCGUGUCAUCUCUAGGGUGACCACACCGUGGUUAAUGUUUCCCCCUCUUUGUACCAGACCUGAUUUAUAUAGUGCAUGCAGAUACUCCCUGCACUCAGUUUCAGGCCUAUUUGGAGGAGUUAUACUGUAACAUAUUACGAAUGAACCAGGAAGUUCAGGCAAUCACAGCAUUUUGAAAACUUCACUGUGGCAGACUACAGCUAAACAUCACCCAAGUGGCAGCCUGAAACUGACAUUACUAUUUGACGCAGGUCUUCUUUUGUCUCCUUUAUCUCUCCAUGUGCCAGUAACGUGUCUGUAUUGAAUUAACACUCCCAUACUGUAGCACUCAAAGUGGGCAGAUACUCAUAACAUUGCUUCGCCCUUCCUGAGCAUGUUCAGGACAAUUUAAAGACAUUUGACAACACACACAGUGGUUUUUAAAACUGUAUGUUUUCCUUAGUUUUACUUAUUUGUUAGAUAUUUUUACAUAAUUUGAGGGAGUUCUGCUCGUUUCUCCUUCAGUUUUUAUUUGAGGACAUUCAAAUUUUAAUUUUGACAACAAACUAGGACUCUAGUCUGCAGAAGACACUAAGACUAUUUCACAAGAGACACUCAGAUUUGCCGUACAGACAUGUACCCUCUGCUGUGCACAGUCUGGUAGAAGCUCUGCAGUGGUGCUCAUCAUGCCCUUGUGAGUCUGUCCUCAGAUCAGUUUAGUUUCUGUUUGGGCAAGGAACAGCGUGAAUCACUGUAUUCCACCUUUACUCUGUAUUUAUCACUUCAUGAAACAAAAUGUCUACUGAAACAUUCCAGGUUGAACAACUGCACAACAAACCUUCAUCUUUAUUGACAUGACAGUUGAAAGCAGCGACACAUGCUGGCCAUUUUUAUGCCCUCAUUUUAUUCUGCUGGUCUGCUGUAUAUUAGAGGGUUACUAUGUCUUUAGGGAGAUUGUUAGAUAAAUUGUGCAUUAUAACUUUCAUUCUUAUUAGUGUUUACGAAUGUUCUACUUUAUUUGAUUGCUUUGAGACGGUCACAGCUUUGGGAAUGGGAACUGAGACGUCUCCAUAUGCCGAUUGUGCUUAUAAGUUGGACUUGGUUGGUGAAGGACAGCAUCAGGACAGUUUACAUGUCUCCAUACAGAACAGCAAUCGACCAGUGUACAGGAGCUAUGUUAAAGGUGAUGCUGGUCUUAAAUUUGCCAGUUGCUCAAAUUUGUGCCAAUAUCUAAGAUGAAGUGGAGCCAUGUAUUUAAGGCUACACCUUGAUUUGUGAUCUGCAGACUCUAUACAAGUUUAGUUUUAAAAUAAACAUAAUUUGAGAUAUAAUGGCAACUAUAUGACUUUCCAAACACAGAAAGUAUGUAUUUGGCUAUGGCCAUGCUGUAUAAUACCAACUUUCUCUAAACUAGAUCCUGAAUUGCAGCACAUUGAAAGUCCAGACCAAUUUAAGAAACACUCUAAGAGCAGGGCGAUUGUCCCCAGGGACUUAAAAGCUACAUAAGAAAACUCUAUUGUAUUGCAGAUGCUACUGAAUGUUUUUAAUCAUUAUAAGUAGUGGAUGAAUCAAGUGGCAGACUUUUGAUUAGCUAAGUAUAUUGGCCUGACCCCAAUAAACAAUCAUUCACAUCAACGAUCAUUAUUGCUGUCUUACUGAGACACUUCUACUUUAGUGAUGAAUGAGGGAGGCGGCUGGUGUAAAGCCCCAACAACACAAUCUUACCGUAUGAUGACACUUCUAAGUCAACCGUAACCAAUGCUUUUGUCUUAAUUUAGUUUUUGUCAUAUUUAUGUCUCCAUGAGACCAAAAAGGAAACCGGACAAAUCAGCUGUGUAAUAAGUGAUUGGAAAAGUUUUGAUCUGCAAAGUAAGAAAUUUCCUGUCGAAAUAUGAUCCCAGUUAAAUUGAAUGGAUUUUUGACUCGCGCACAAUCACACAGUUUCGUGUGAAUCUUUUUCUGCUGUCAGAUGUUAGUCGUCGUUUUGAUAUACUACAUUCUCUUAACAGGGUUUUGCCAACAGGAGCACUGGGAUAUAACUAAUCACUUGUCUUGCCGGUAUUAUGCUGCUGUUGCAAGGGGGAAAAAGUUCAGCAAAUGAGGCCUUUAGACCCUAGACUUGCAGAAGCCUUUCAAAAUGCACAAUCGGAACCUAAGGAUGUCUGUUGACUGAAGUACAAGGAUUGUUCCUACAAGACUGACACAGGCCAACACUGUAACAGCCUUUGUAUUCAUUUGAAAUAUGUCAAUGUAAUGAUUUAGAUACUUGUCACAAUGUACAUCAAUCGCGUUUUCGAAAAUAAUUUGCCUAUUGUAAUAAGAGUUCCCUUUGGUUUUGAGCCGUGUAUCUGGUCAUGUCCUGUGGAUCUACUAACCUUCCUUCUUGUGUGGUGGACCUGUUCUAUAUACUUGACUUCUUGAAUAACUAUGAAUUCAUUUGCAAACGUGUUGUUCAGAUGUCGGUGUUCCAUGAUCAGAUGCCUACUAUUCUGUUUUCUUACCUUUUUUAAUAAAACACCUGAACAUGUACCAUAACCAGCUGCCUCACGGCAUCAGUGAACUUAAGAUCUUUGUAUUUUCCCAUACUUUAUAGUGUCUAUUGUCCCGUUAUGGAAAUAAAAUGACAGUGAUGUUCA